GGUGUGUGUUUUGUGACCAGACUAUCUGAUAUAGGCGUAGCACGGAGGAUGAUGGCGCGUCUCAGCGAGUCUCAAAUCUCAACAUAUGUUGUGGUGAACGCCCUACCACGAGCUGCCCUGGUGGAAUGGCAAACUUGGGCUUGUGUUGAAAAUGAUAAAUUUGAAUAUGAAGAGAAAGGCUACACCAGAGGAAAUGUUAGUGUAAGGUUAAGACGCAGGUGGUACCAUGACAACUCAGUGUGUGCCAUCAACACAACAGCCAGUUGCAUUUCACCAAAGGACUUGAAUUGUGAGAUGCUGCAGGAAGUUAUCCAAUAUACAGUUACAAAAGCUGAUACUACAAUGCCCUUUGGAAUCACAAUCUAUUAUUGUAAUGGGGUCUUGUCUCAAACUCUACUGAAACAAGCUAUAGCACAGUCAGUGCCUCAGGCACUAGCUACAGUAUCAUUAGUGCCAGUGUUGGCUGUGGAGGAAAAUCAUACUCUUCUGGCUGUAACUGCUACACGCUAUUGAUUAUAUCCAUUGUUAGGCAGUUACCUGUGGUGCAUUCAGUCACAAAUUUGGAUUUUAUAACUAAAGUAUGCAUAGAAAAGUAUAUCGUAGGUCAUUUUGUUUAAUGCGUCAACUAUUUUGGAAAUAUUGUAAUGUAACAUUUUUUACACUACUGUGCAACAUAACCUAAUUUUUCUGGUUAAUUACCCUUCAGCAGUUGGUACUCAUAAUUCAGAGUGAGUUAAGAGGGGAUCCUUCAGUCCUUAGAUAGAGCCCCCAGUGUCAGCAUGUGUUAAUCUGUUAAUACUAAGAGUAAACCGUUACCCUUCCCUGUCCCAUGUAUCAGCAACUGUAAAUCAGGGGAACAUGUUACAGCAAUUGUCCCCGAGUGCUAUAGGUCUGGUUAAAGCAUUGACUGCCCAAUUCGGUAUUCCCUUCUAUGAAUUAACGUGCAAAUCUGAACAAACCUGUGCCGAGACAACAGAUCACAGUUCACAAUGAUCAACUCCUCAAAGGCUAAGUAUCUGACAACUUUCAGUAUACUCAGGGAUGUUUCAACUGUUUCUGUGGGUCUGUGUUUUAACAUAAACUCUCGUCUUCAUUUAUUGGCUCAUAAGGCUUGUGUCCGUUCUUACCUCUCUUUGUGAAUCUCUGCAGGUGUGUCAGUAUUGGUCGUCUUCAUCACGAGAGUUUGACGGCCAUUUUUUGCACAAACACUGUACCUCAGUCCAGAGUUUGGGGAUUUAUUUUUUCCUCUGGAUUUCUUGAGGGAAUUUGAGGUCCUCUAGUAUUUAGUGUGUCUAAACUGCUCAACUUUCAUAAGUAUUCAUACUGUAGACCUUUCACAUUCCUGGGUGAUAUUAUGGUCCUGGUCUUGACAUUUAAUACUGUACUGUAUAUCCACUUUAGUUCAGCAUUUUCAGCUAAUUCCGGGUCAUUAAAACCUACGAAGAUGAGAAUGGUGUCCUUCCUGUUCAAGAUCCUUUAUUUCAGAGUAAGAUUAACUGAGAUCGUAACAAAAUUGUCUGAACUAGUGCUGGGGUUAUUUUAUAGUAGGAGAUCCAAAAAGUCAGAAUUUUUUAGGAGUAAGUUUACAGAACUAGGUAGAGGAGGAUAUCAGAACUUCCUUUGAAGAAAGUUAGCUAUUUGUAAAUUAUGGUGUUAGUGUGACUUGGGGGAAGAUAGUUGGUUUGUUUUACCUGCAAUACUAGGUGUUCUUUUUUAGGAGACUUGAUAGAGUUUAGGCUUCACCAAGUUGUGAAAGCUGGGGAUUUAAUUAUAUCUUCUUUGUGGAAGUUUAGUUUUGUAUUGAACUGGUGGAGAAGUAAAGUGUGGUGGUUUCAGUGUGGUUGAGCAGUACAGUACUCAUUUCACCUGGCUAGGGGGGUCUUACUCCUCAAAGUAAUGUUGAUGAGAGGUGUUACCUUCCUGGUUUCCAAAACCUCAAAUUGUGUUGAUGAGUUUCUGAUCCUUCUAGUCUUCCCUUUUCAUGAGUUAACAAGAUCAUAACAUGUUCUUUACUGGGAUUCUCUAGAUCUCUUACUGUCAAAUAAUUAGGGAUAUCUUGACUACUUUUGUGUUGCAGCAAUUAAACAAGUUUCCAAGCUUUUAAACAUUAUGCAGAUCCAUUACUUUAAGGAAGAGGUAUGGCACUCUUAGUGGGUGAACAUUGACAAGGCCCUCCUGAGAUUUGUUCUUGAGGAGAGCGGGUUGGCCCUUGGGGGUAGUGGUUGGUAACCACACUACCAAUGACUGAGUCGACUUUUACUUCAGGAAGACAUAUUUGGGAAGUUUUGACAACUGAAUGAAUGUGGAAGAACUAAUGGUCAUAAGUUUGUGUUUUCUGAUAGAAAACUUAAAUGGACUCCACCUAGUUGGUCAAAGUCUUAAAGAAUUGUGACAAUGGAUUACCAUUUGUAAUUGUCUCUCAUUCUAGAGAUGGCUGUUUUACGCUCUUGGUCUCGUACAUUGAACUGACUGUGAAUGGGCAAAUGGCUUAAGGAGUACUGUACUGUAUAUGGAUUCCCAGUUGGGGAGUAUGUAGCUCUAGUGCCAACCCCUCUAACCUCUUGAUGUGUAGGAUCCAUGGUGGUUGGUGUGAUGUGUCCACUUUAAUCCUAACUACCUGUCUAGUGUAUGGGAUUCAGGUUGACAUAAUUUGGUCUCUUCCCCUUCUUCUUUUUUUCAAUUUUAACUCACUAGUCAGUAGGAAACAACUUCCUACUCUUCAUAAAUUUGCUUUCAGGGUGGACAUAUUUUAUUUUGUUUUGUGAAGUAAUAGAUCACAAGAUUUUUAGUUGUCUGGAAUCCUCUUGGGUUCUUCACUGUUCAUCUGUCUCUAACAGGCUCACAGGAAGUAAUAUAAUAUUAGAGCGGUAAAACACUGAAGCAGAACUACUGUAUAUAUGAUGUGAUUAAAGGGUCACUCAA
Homarus americanus (American lobster) is the source of this 2922-nucleotide messenger RNA. Its product is annotated as diphthine--ammonia ligase-like. Gene Ontology annotation, molecular function: diphthine-ammonia ligase activity. NCBI's taxonomy places the organism in Eukaryota, Metazoa, Arthropoda, Malacostraca, Decapoda, Nephropidae. Gene Ontology annotation, biological process: protein histidyl modification to diphthamide. The record is from RefSeq and is a predicted model, not a curated record.